Messenger RNA from Drosophila ficusphila, 6393 nucleotides. RefSeq names its product chromosomal serine/threonine-protein kinase JIL-1. NCBI's taxonomy places the organism in Eukaryota, Metazoa, Arthropoda, Insecta, Diptera, Drosophilidae. Gene Ontology annotation, molecular function: protein serine/threonine kinase activity; ATP binding. Gene Ontology annotation, biological process: regulation of DNA-templated transcription; protein phosphorylation. The coding region runs from base 995 to 4528 and encodes 1177 amino acids. The transcript has 8 exons. The record is from RefSeq and is a predicted model, not a curated record.
AGUUUUCCCCAUCUGGCCACACGAGUGACACAAAACCAAAAGGAAAAAUUUUGCGUUCGGUUCGUGUACUGAGGUUAAAGUCAAAAAACAAACCAAAAAGCCUUCUAUUUGGUGUGAACCGUUCGAUCGGGCCGCUGUAGUGAUUAUCCAGGUUGCGAGAAAUAUAUCCACAAUCUGAUCGAGUGUAAAUCGCGGCGAAUGCACUCAAGGUGGCCGCUGCUAAUAAGUGUUCACGAAUGAGAGCGCAAAGCAGAUGGCGGAGAGCGCGUCCCGCGCUUCAGUGUGUGUGUGCGUAAACGAGUAGAAAGCGGCGGUAAAAACCUUCGCGUGUAACACUCAAUAAAAAAAUAAAGAAUUCAAUUUCCAAAAGAUAAUCAAUUACUCAUUGGAAAGUACGUGGAUAAAAUACGAAGGAAAGCCUAUCGAAAAUUGAGAGCAACAGUCACCGAAGAGCGGAAUCUGGGGACGAAAACAAAAACGCUUUAAAAACGCAGUCGCCGAUACAGAAAGUGUCAGCGUGUGCGUGUGUAAAUGUGUACGUAGUAGUGGGCAAAGAGAACGGCGAAGAAAGAAAAAUAAAUGUGGCAGUGCAAAACGCGGGGCUGAUAAAGAUUGUGAUAAUCACAGAAUAUAAUAGGAAAGAAAAAAGCGCAGUUAAAUUGGUUGAAUAAUAUUAUUUAAGCCAACACCAGUGCUGCAAAAAUCGGGCCGCAUUAUCAUCGAAACGUUCAGUGUUGCACAUCGCUGCCGCCCCACGCAUAAUCCAACACUUCUCCCCCCCCGCUCACGCAUACUCGAAUUGGGAUAACUACGUCUGCAUUAUAAUAUUGCGCUUAUUUUCACUCGCUUGCGUAAAAAUGCGACACGAUCUAUCACAGGACCUUUUAAUUUUUUUUUGUUAAUUGUUGGAUUUUAUUUUGACUACGUAAAAAGUACGUAGAGAAUUUUGAAGACUUGGGAUUUCGUAGAGAGAAAUACGCUAAAGGAACCAGCCAUGAGUCGUCUGGAGAAACAGCCAUACGAAAUCUUGAGCAGUGGCACGAGCAAGUCGCGUCGCAAGAAUCAGGAUGUAUCCCAUGAAUUGGGGUCUACAGCCGUUGAAGACCAGGAUUGUUUGGUGCGAAAUCAUUUUAAUGGACAUGUAGUGUCAAAUGGAAAUGGCAAAAAGCGGAAGAAUAGUAAAUCCGUAACGUUGACCAAUGGCAAAAAGUCGAAACCGAAUCCAGAGGGUUCUAGUUCGGGAACUGGCAAGUCCUUGUCAUAUAACAAUAAUAAUAACAACAACAACAACAGCAUAAGUACAACCAAUGGCCAGUACAACAAUAGCAGCAGUAAAACUACAUCAUCUUCUGCAAGGGAUUACAAUUACCGGGAUACCAUAUCCCCGCCAAAACAUUCAUCACCGCCAUCCAAAAAUGUUGCGGAGAUUGUUUGCAUUUCGGAUGCCGAAAGUGAUGAGGAGCGGGAUCCAGAGCGAGACUACUACGACCAAGAUACGGAGGAGGAGGACCCGAGCGGGAAGGACGUCGAUACGACGCCCCCAAGCAAAUUCAAAGCAAAGUCAAACAACGCAGCUGCAGCGGCGGCGGCUGCAGCAGCGGCUGCGGCAGCCUCUAUGGCCUCCCCGCCGGCUACGCCCUCCUACGCCAUGCCCACAAGCAACAGUUCACCUCUUGACUUGGACAACGAGGAUCACCAACGGGACCUGGAGGCGGUCACCGAUCUGCGAUCUUAUGUAAAAUUGUACAGUGAUGAAGCCGUCAGUCUGAAUGAUUUCAAAAUAAUUCGCGUUCUUGGCACAGGAGCCUAUGGACGGGUUUUCCUUGUUCGCAAACUGACAAGACACGAUGCCGGAAAAUUGUAUGCGAUGAAGGUUCUUAAUAAGAUAACGGUUGUCCAGAAGCGUAAAACCGCCGAACACACAAAAACGGAGCGUGUGGUACUGGAGGCCGUUCAGCGUAGUCCCUUUCUUGUAAGUCUUCACUACGCCUUUCAGUCCUCCUCCAAGUUGUAUCUCGUGCUAGACUUUGCCAACGGCGGAGAGCUGUUCACGCAUCUCUACCACGCGGAACACUUUGAGGAGCCCAGAGUGCGGGUGUACAUUGCCGAAGUCGUGCUGGCCCUGGAGCAGUUGCAUCAGCUGGGAAUCAUCUACCGUGACAUAAAAUUGGAGAACAUUCUGUUGGACGGUGAGGGCCAUAUUGUUCUCUCCGAUUUUGGACUUUCGAAGAUCCUCACGGCGGAGAAUGAGUAUCGUGCUCAUAGUUUCUGCGGCACCCUGGAGUACAUGGCUCCUGAGAUCAUCCGGACGGGGCCGCCGGGACAUGACAGUGCUGUGGACUGGUGGUCGGUGGGUGUGCUCACUUUUGAACUGCUUGCUGGAGCCUCGCCGUUCGCGACGGCCGAUGGACAAGUACAGCAGUCGGAGAUCUCGCGACGAAUCCAAAAGGAGCAGCCCAUGAUCCCAUCCUCGUUUAGCGCCAAUGCCCGUGACUUUGUUCUGAAGAUGCUGGAGAAGAAUCCGAAGCGGAGAUUGGGUGGCAACCAUCGUGACGCUAGCGAAAUCAAAGAGCAUCCCUUUUUCCAUGGCAUCAACUGGCAAGAGCUGCGCAACAAGCGUCGGAAGGCGCCUUACCAGCCCCCGCUUAACUCCGAGGACGAUGUACAGAACUUUAGCAAUGAGUUUACCGACCAAAAGCCGGAGGACCCGGCAUGCGAUGCUCCACCUAGCCGGAUCAGGCUCUUCCGCGGUUACACGUACGUGGCACCGGAGCAUUUGGAGCAGAUGCGACGGGAUAACCACUGCCAAAUUCAAUACUGCAAUCCAGGAAUUCAGAUUUUACCUGCGCGACCGGAUGACCUCGAAUUGGGCACCCGCACCGUGGGCGGUGCCUAUGGCACGUGUCACUUUGUGGAGGACAGUUCCUCCGAGAUGGUGUUCAUGGCUAAGGUCGUACCACUCUCCAAGUUCCGGCUCUCCGAGGUGGACGCCCUGAUGUCAUGCGCCCUGGACGGAAACAGUCACAAAAAUAUCGUUAACUAUCAUGGAACUUUUAGAGACAAGUGCGAGACUUGGAUCAUUAUGGAGUACCUGUGUGGCGAGGAGCUGACCACCGCCAUUCGCAUGGAUGAGCAGACGUGUCGGGAGAUUUUCCUGCAGCUGGUCAUGGCCGUGCGUCAUAUCCACUCUAAGCACUUUAUACACGGUGACCUGAAACCAGAGAAUGUGAUGUUCGAAAGCCGAGAGGACAGGAACGUCAAAGUGGUCGACUUUGGCAAUGCCUGUUACAACAGUACUUUCCAAAGCUGGAAGGACAAACCGCGCUAUACGCUGGACUACGCCCCGCCGGAAAUGCUUGAGGAUGCGAAUCUCGUCACCUAUUCGCCAGCAGUGGAUAUUUAUGGUCUUGGGGCUACGCUUUACACAAUGUUAGUGGGUCAUCCGCCGUACAGGCAAAACCAGGACGAUGUGAACCACUCUGCCAGCGCCCAUCAUGAGCUGCGCAAACGCAUGCGUCGGGAGAGGUUCAACCAGCACUCAAAGCGUUGGGAAAAUGCAAGUCCUGCGUUCCGGCUUUUAGUCAGCCAAUGCCUCGAGCGAGAUCCUGCAGAUCGCCCCACGUUGACAGACAUUCUCAACAGCGAGUGGCUGCAGUACAGCAUGAAUGAUGCGGACGUGCACAUCAUUGUACCGGAAGAUCAACAGGAGGUUGUGGACCUCAGCGAGGACAACUUGGAGCAGGUGACUUCAGGUAGGUUGGACGAGCAUCAGCAGCAGGAACAGGAACAGCCCGUAUCCGAGCUCGACAAAUUGACGCAGGACGAGGGACGAUACGACCCGGACUUCGAGUGCCAGGCGGACUUCUACGGCUUUGACGAAGAUGCGCCGCCUUUGCCUCUUCCCGAAGAGUACUACAUUGAGUUACCUCUGCCCCCGGAGGAUAGGCUGCACAUGCCACCACCUCCAGUUCCGGUAGAGGUUGAGGCGGAACAGGUCAGUCGACGGCCCAGAACACGGCAGCAGCGUCGCACCGAGAGCCAGCUGUUACAGUCUGUUGUCGCCACUUCGCUGGAGGACAGCAAGGCCUCGUUGCGCUUGCUGAUGCAGCAGUUGCCGCCACCUGCCGACAUAGUAGUGGCCCCCAUGCCUAAGCGAACCCAGCGCGUCGUACGCACAUUGCCGCCUUCAUUUGGAAGCUCAAAGCCGGUCGAGGAGAGUUUCCAUGGUUUCAGCAAGACGGCCAACUCAUGGCGCAAGUCGCGGGCCAGCUGGCGGCACUUCUGUUUGCUCAUCAACGGCGUUCAGCAGGUGCUCAAGAAUCGGUUUAAAAAGACGCGACGCGUCUACUGCUUACCCCCCAUCAAGUUGGAGAAGAUCGAUCAUGCGUAUGAGAAACCGCUGAUAUUUCCGCGACCCAAGCCGGCGCAGCUGAGGCGUGCUAAGCGGGAGCAGAAGGUGCCGCGACCACCGACGCGCGUACAGCCGGAAAGGGCGCGGGCACUGCGCCAGCGGUAUGUGUUCGAAUGACAUGAGGAUGACGCGGACGAUAUGGUUGAGGUGGUGGAGAUCAAGGACGAACCGCUGGACGAGGAGGGGGAGCAACUGCGAGCGGUGCUGCAGUGGGAGGGCUUCCCCAGGAGGCCGCGGAUGUACAGUUGACCACAGACUUUGACCGAUUGGCCCGCUCAGGACGACGACGAUGACCAGAACCCGGCCAAAACCGUGGGUGCAGACCCCUUGCGGCAACAGACCCACUAACACUCUUCAUUACAUAAAUAACACAAGUAAGAGGAUCCGCAGAUCGCACCAAAGAUCCUGUCAAUAAUUAUUUUCAAUUUUGUUAUGCAUUAGUUUAAGUCGAGAUAACUCAGUUUGCCUACCACUUUUUCACGUCACACUGAAAACGAUCUUAUAAGUGUAUUUUAUAUGCGAUUUGUUGUGCUAGUUAAUUAUUUGAAUUAAAUGAAUUAAUUUAAUUAUAAAAAGUCAGACACAAAAGGAAACGGUAACUAUACAAAGGCAGCAGUUUGCAUUGAUCUUAGUGCGGUUAAGACAGAAAAACAAAAAAAAAAAAUUACAAUUAGCGACAUCGGAACACAAUCACUAUAUCAUUAUUAGAGUUCGCAAUUAGUUUAGUGCAAAAUUAUGUUUAAGCCAGACAGUGAGAAGAAUAUAAAAAGCCAGCCCCCUUAUUACAAACUUUUGCUUUAAGUUGUGCUCUAUGUUAAGAUAUACAUUUAUUAUCUCUAACGCAGAAUUCUCAGAAGUACCCAAAAACUAACAAAGAGUACCGCCCAAAAUAUAUUGCCAACCUCAAUCGGGAUUAGCCAAUGGCAUUCAAUCCCGAUCGGGCUUGGCAAUUUGUUUUCCUAAAUAUAUUUAAAAUUAAUUAUUUCAGUUGACACUAAAGGGAUAAAUAAGAAACGCCCGAAGAGCCAUUUCCACAUGAAACUGAGAAGUUAUUCUUCGGGGCCGUGCAAAAAACAAUGCGUUAUUUGCAAAUGAAAACUGAACAAGAAACGCAAAUAGUCGUAGAUUUGUUAAUGGCAAACCAACUUUAAUUUGUUUUGUUAAGUAUUUUUCAUUGUUUAGUUUUUUAAACUUGUAACUUAGUAAGUUAAAGCAAUGGAAACCGAUGAAAUCUAAAUAAACAAAAGAAUUACAAUAUUUUAAACACGCAUGAUUUUUAAAUUUAUAUUCUGUAUUCUUUUUUUUUGAUUUGAACGCACCCACAUAAACCGCUCCCCUGACAAAAACUUAAACCAAAACCAAUUCACAUAUCGAACCGUGUAAAUUUGCCGUAAAGUCGAUUGAAAAGGAUGUUAAAAAUAAUGGUGUAAAUUUUAGUAUAAAACAAAUAACAUUUAUAUUAAAGUUGCCUUUUAACAAGUUGCCUUAGAACACACACAAAUGAAAACCCAAAAAAAAAAAAAGAAAAACUUAAAGAAGUUGCAAUACGAAAAGUUAAACAAACCUUACAUUUUAUAAGCAAAACGGUAAACAGAUAAUCGAGCUGUUUGGCAUGAGUUUUAAUAGGCGCGAUCAGUGGCGGUUCGUCUUAGUUUAAGAUCACUGGAACUGUUCUAGGCUAUAGGCACUAUCCAAUCUACCUACAGAGGACGCAACAACCAAUAAGCAUCAACCAAUGGGGGACAACUACUUAAAUGUAAGAAUAAAGCAAUCAAAUCGUAUAGAACUCGGUUUUUAUAGUUCGGCCAAAGCGUUAUACGGAAUAUGGAUAGUUAUGUAACCAAAAAAAACGAACGCGGAGAUCAAUUUGAAGUAUACAGAUGAAUUUGAAAGAUGUUGCUAGCGAUUAAGUCACCAAAGUCUGUAAAUAAAACCAAUAUCAAAAUGCAGUUAAAAUAAAAGCAUUUCAAAUGAUAAACAAA